ACCACCGCAGGGCUCGGAGGUGGCCACUCCGGGCGCUGCUGGGGCGGCGUCUCGUGGGCGCGCCGGGAAUGGAGCGGUGGCGAGAGGCUUGAGGCAGAGGUUCGGGAGGACAGGGCCUGCUUCUGCUGGGGGCCUGUCACUGUGAUUCAGUGAUGGCGGCCCAGGCUACAGAGCGCCGUGUCUUUGACAGAGUCUGACGUCGGUCACACGACACGGGCACUGCGUUGUCUCCCUGUUUUACAAAUGAGAAAACUGUGUGUAGAAAGCCUGUACUCUCUCUCCGGGUGGGAGUGGGCGGUAUGGCCCUGAGCGUGUGUCUGUGAUAGCCCCCUCCCCUGAGCUGAGCCAGGGGCCAAUGGCCAGGGACAAAGCCAGCCCCUGUGAGGUGGACCAAGAGAAAUAUGAUGCUGAUGACAACGUGAAGAUCAUCUGCCUGGGGGACAGCGCUGUGGGCAAGUCCAAACUCAUGGAGAGAUUUCUCAUGGAUGGAUUGUAUCCUUCAAGUCAGCCCCAGCAGCUAUCCACGUAUGCCCUGACCCUGUAUAAGCACACAGCUACUGUGGAUGGCAAGACCAUUCUUGUGGACUUUUGGGACACGGCGGGCCAGGAGCGGUUCCAGAGUAUGCAUGCCUCCUACUACCACAAGGCCCACGCCUGCAUCAUGGUGUUCGAUGUGCAAAGGAAAGUCACGUAUAAGAACCUGGGCACCUGGUACACGGAGCUUCGGGAGUUCAGGCCAGAGAUCCCGUGUGUCGUGGUGGCCAAUAAAAUCGAUGCUGACAUGAAGGUGACCCAAAAAAGCUUCAAUUUUGCCAGGAAGUUCUCCCUACCCCUGUACUUUGUCUCAGCUGCUGAUGGCACCAACGUGGUGAAGCUCUUCAAUGACGCAAUUCGAUUAGCUGUGUCCUACAAGCAGAAUUCCCAGGACUUCAUGGAUGAGGUUUUGCAGGAGCUUGAGGCAGCACCUGCUGGCACAUGCACCGCCGUGGAUGUAUCGCCGCAGGCAGGCAAGCAUAGGGCCAGGCCUCACCCGAAACCUUGUCCACAGAACAUUGAUUUGGAGCAGAAGGAAGAGGAACUGCCAGACCAAGAGCAGUGUGGCAGCACCAAGAGCCUGCCUCCCUCCUGAGCCCGAGGAUGCCUCUCCCUUCACAGCUCCGGCUCUGAACUGAGAAACUUCAUGACCUUCCACAUCCAACCAUCUACAGCCACCCCCUGUGCUGAAGGACAGGGACAGGGCAUCACCAUCCAGACCCUGACCAGGAUUGGAGAUCAAUCCCUCUCUAGGGUUGGACAGAGAAGAGAAUCUUGGAACCUGCUUCGUGUGUCUCUUAAAUAUAAGGAAAUUUUGGUGUUGUUUUUUUUUUUUGUCUCCCAGAACAGUUAAAAGCCCAACCUCAGCAUGAGGCAUUCCUUCCCAUUCCAAGCAAUGGUGGGACGUGGUGCCCGGGCAGCCAGGGCACAGACAUGCCCUUCUCUCCAGUACCUGUGGCUCACUGAUGUGCUUAGUGAUCAUCUUGUACGUCAUUUCCACUGUAUUUUUUAUGUUUUCCUUUUACAAUAAAGAUUGGAUUACAUAACCAUUGAA
Molecule: messenger RNA, 1588 nt
Organism: Myotis myotis
Lineage: Eukaryota; Metazoa; Chordata; Mammalia; Chiroptera; Vespertilionidae
Gene: RABL2B
Product: RAB, member of RAS oncogene family like 2B
Exons: 9
Coding region: 356-1129 (257 amino acids)
Cellular component (GO): endosome; Golgi apparatus
Molecular function (GO): GTPase activity; GTP binding
Source: RefSeq, a predicted model, not a curated record